This is a messenger RNA of Armigeres subalbatus, 3987 nucleotides long. RefSeq names its product medium-chain acyl-CoA ligase ACSF2, mitochondrial-like. Bases 247 to 2043 code for a protein of 598 amino acids. Lineage: Eukaryota; Metazoa; Arthropoda; Insecta; Diptera; Culicidae. The transcript has 5 exons. Gene Ontology annotation, biological process: fatty acid metabolic process. Gene Ontology annotation, molecular function: medium-chain fatty acid-CoA ligase activity. The record is from RefSeq and is a predicted model, not a curated record.
CGGUCGCGAACCCAAGUACGCAAAUGUUGCUCAGUCGUCGUUUCGCGUUUUGGCGGAUCGGUUCAAGUCGCUCCUCAGGUCGUUUGCCUUAGCUCGCCGUUCAGACUCAUUGAGGCCGUAAAUCACUGAGCCCGUAGUCCUUAGUACCGAUAGCCGACAGUGCGGUUGAACUGUGUUUUAAUAUUCAUAAUUGGUGUUCGGUAAAAUCAGUGCUGGUGGGUACGGAUCGGAACUGCGCACUCCAGUAUGCUGCGAAUUCCGUCGACGAAGUUAUGUCUGGCUGGUGGAAUUAGAACCUUCCACACCAGCAAACCUCUUGCCUGCUCUUCAUCUCCCGCUCCACCUAUCACAAACGAACGCAACCAGAGUUACAUCCACCACAUCGGGAAGGAUCCCCUGGUAUACCGAAACGUUGGCCAACAUCUACGCCUCGCUGCCGAAAAGUAUCCAAACAAUGAAGCCUUGGUAUCAUGCCACGAGAACAAACGGUUCACAUAUUCCGAAGCGUUGGAAAAGGCCGACCGCAUUGCUGCGUCUUUCUAUCAGCUUGGUCUGAAAAAAGGAGAUCGCGUCGGAAUUUGGGCGCCCAACGGAAGCCAGUUCUAUUUGUCAUCGUUGGCCGCUGCACGAGCUGGGAUGAUUUCGGUGGGCAUCAAUCCAGCUUUCCAAGCACCCGAGGCAGAAUAUGCUCUGAACAAAGGCGGUGUUAGGGCGUUAAUUCUGGCUGAGCAGCAUUAUUCAACAAGCUACUACGAUUUGACAAAACAAAUAAUUCCUGAGUUAACGAGCAGUUCGCCGGGUAAGCUGAGAAGUGCUCGAGUGCCGACGCUGGAGACAGUCAUCGUUGAUACUGCCGAUGCGGUUCCACUACCUGGAACAAUGUUGUACAAGGACAUGCUACAACUUCCAACCGAACAACACAUUUCGGAAAUAGAAUCUCUUCAGAUGAGCAUCUCUCCAGAAAGCGGGUUGAACAUGCAAUUCACGUCCGGUACCACCGGUCUGCCAAAAGCAGCUACUGUAACCCACAACGGUUUCGUGAACAACGCCAUCCACUUGGCCUAUCGCAAUGAGUUCAAUUUGAAGCAUCAUCGAAUUUGCCUCCAGUUGCCGUUGUUUCAUGCGUUUGCUAUGGUGGUUGGAGUCCUGACCGCAUUCACUUAUGGAACGACUAUCGUCGUACCGGGUGCUCGAUACAAACCAAUGGAAUCCCUCGACGCAAUCGUCAAAGAGAAAUGCACAGCCAUUUACGGUACACCCACUAUGUAUGUGGAUCUGAUAAACAAGGUUCGCGAAUUGAAUUUCAAGGUUCCUCCAAUUGACUUGGUCGUCACCGGAGGUGCAACCUGUUCUCCCCAACUCUUCUCAGACAUCCUGGAGUUCCUCAACGUCCGCAAGGCGAAAACCGUAUAUGGAUUGACGGAAGCCUGUGGAAUUGUCUUCCAGUCGUUGUUCCACGACACCCGAGAUCAUAUUCUGAACACGGUCGGCCAUCUAAUGGACCACUUCGAAGCAAAAGUAGUGGACUUGCAGGGAAAUAUCGUUCCAUUUGGAACGCCUGGCGAACUGUGCGUUCGCUCGACGGCGAUGAUGCUGGGCUAUUGGGACGAUGAGAAGAAAACGAAGGAAACGCUCGGCGACGACGGAUGGUUACGAACUGGAGAUCAGUUUGUGCUGCGAGAGGACGGUUACGGAAAGAUUGUGGGUCGGGUUAAGGAGAUUAUUAUUCGGGGUGGAGAGAAUCUCUUCCCGCGGGAGAUUGAAGAUUAUUUGAACACGCAUCCCAAGGUUCUAGAGACGCAUUGUGUGGGCGUUCCGGACGAACGGAUGGGAGAGGAAAUUUGUGCCUAUGUUAGGCUGAAAAAAGAAGGGGAGACGUUGACUUACGAAGAGGUUAAGGAAUUUUGUAAGGGACAUUUGGCGCAUUUCAAGGUGCCAAAAUAUUUGCGAGUAGUAGAAGAAUAUCCAAAAACAACGUCUGGAAAGGUGCAGAAGUUCAAAUUGGUAGAAAUGUUCAAAGAUGAAAUGCGGAAGAGCGGAUAGUGGCGAAUGGCGUUAGAAUACUUAAAAUUUCAGGAGCACUAAUUUACGCAUUCAAAACCCCGAGAACCGUUUCAGUUAUGUCUAUCGACUGUUCGACUGUUAUAGCUAUAAUAACGCGGCAUGUGGCCAUUUUUUCGACAAUAAUCCAUAACUUUCGUCUUCAAAGUAAUAGCUUGCAGGAACAAUUGAAAAACCACAUUUGUUUUCUCUUAGUUCAGGAUUACAAUUUCAGUUUAUGUUUUCUCUCAUUUGAGUGAAUUGCACAGGUUUUAUGAAUGUAACGGAAGUGAAACUACCGUCAAUCCUAUCUUUGAGCAGUGAGCUUAAGCAUAUUUAGCGCUUCUACGACGGUCUUCCGUUACUACCUACAAACAACUGUGUUAUGGUUCUAAAUACGGAGUAUUUUAAAUUACGGUUACGGAAAAAGUAGUCACUUUUUUUUAAACGUUCUGGAAAACGUAUUUGAAAUCACGGUGAGUUUUUGCUAGUUCACGAAUUCGGGGACGCUUUUUUUGCAUGUAAGAAAGUUUGUUAUUAAACGCUUGAUUUUUUUUUGUAAUAAUCGAGCAUGCAUGCACUGCCAUAUAAGGUGAUUUAAAUGUGAGCCUAUUGGUGGGUAUAGCAAUCAAUGGCACGGUCAGAAGUUAGUGAUUUAUGCCGUCAGAUGUUAGUGCACGGAGUCUCUAUAUUGGGAAAUAUUAUUUUUCAAAAAUCAGUAUCUCUGAAACACCCACCACGUGAAAGUAUAUGAUCUCCUCUUUCAUAUCGUGGGUAAACUAAAAUGUUCUAUCGGGGGAUCUAAAACCAUUUUAUUUUAUUUUUUUCACUGUUUUUGGUGCAAACUCCAUAGAAAUCUCAAAUGAUAGCCGAUUUAAAACCUCCCCCCAAAUGUAUGGAGAAAUGACCCCCGAUAAAACAUUUUUAAAAUGCACCUAAUUGAAAGAGGAAAACCAAUACUUCUAUGUAGCGGGUGUUUUAGAGAUACACAGAAAAAAUAAUGAAAAAUAAACAGCGCGUAAAACUUAACAUGCAUAAAUUAACGCUAUUCUACGCUGAAACGGUUCUCUUCCUAACAAGAUUGCUUACAAGUUGUAUGCAAUAUUGACGAUUCACGUCAAAAAUUGUAUACAUUUGGGCUAUCUUCCGUGUAGAACUACGCGAAUAAUGGCGUUCCAUUUAUGUGCAUGGUUUUUAGCGUAAAUUUCAGUAGAUUUUUCUAUCUGUGUAUUGAUUUUUUGAGAAUAAGCAUCUUCGGGCAAAGACACCGUGAGUGCCGUCAGAAGUUAGUGUUUUCUGCUGAUAAAAGAUAUUUUAGUUACCAGAUAAAGAUUGUCGCUUCCGUUCCCUUUGUUCUGCUGUCCGAAACAUGUGUGGUACCUAACUGUCAAAUCGUAUGUAUUUUUCCUUCAUUGACAUUUAGAUCCCCUAUCCUCGCCAGCAAAAGAUGUUCCGGACAGCGACGACAGUGACAAUCUUUAUCUGGUAACUAAACUAUCUUUUCUGCUGAUGCACUCCUCCCCUUACAGUUAUGAUUCCACUUAAGGUGAUUAUACAAUCAAGCCAAGUGGUGAAUUUCAAAUUCACCACACGGUUUCUACUCCUGUUAUGAAAAGUUCAAAGCUAGCGUAAUAAUUUUCGUACAAUGUUGAAAUUAAAGUCGAUUGUUUAGCAUAAGUAAGCAAACGAUCUACGGAUGUUUCAUCUCCAUGGGCGAUGUGGUUCUCUCACUUCGUGCUCUUGAAAAAUCACUAGAAAAAGCACGUGGUUUCCAAGAUGGCCGAUUUGUGGCUUUGUUGUAUAACCACCUUAACGAUAUUCUUAACAUUCUGUGUCUUCUAUAAAGCCACAAAAUCGAUCAAUUCAAGACAAAAUUUUCAAAACGACUUAUCUGCUUUUGUAAACAAAGAUUCUAACGACGAUUUGACGAAUCUGAUAGCUCUCCCA